AUGAUCUCAUCAAGAAGCUGCAGGCUGAGACAACCUCUCAGGAGAUUCAGUUUUUCAGGACGCAAUGAAGACCUUUUGGGAGCAGAUUCAGGGUUUUGGGGAAAAAUUAGAGUCUUCAAGGAGGAAGAAAAGGCUAUUCGGGAGGACACAGAAGCCUUCUGGAGGAUGUAUCAUGACUUCUGGAAGGACCAUAAUGCUUUCUGGAAGAGAGAUAAGAAAGAUCAGCUCCUCUGGGAGAAAGACAGGGUUCUGGAUGAGAGCAAUGUUCUAUGGGAAGAAGAAUCUCUGUGGGCAGAUGAAACAGCUCUCCUGGAGAAGCAGGCCCUUCAUGAAAAUUAA
This is a messenger RNA of Lepidothrix coronata (blue-crowned manakin), 339 nucleotides long. RefSeq names its product coiled-coil domain containing 70 (gene CCDC70). NCBI's taxonomy places the organism in Eukaryota, Metazoa, Chordata, Aves, Passeriformes, Pipridae. The record is from RefSeq and is a predicted model, not a curated record.